UAACCAAUUUAUUCCUUUAAACAUUCUCACCUAUAAUGUUCAAGGUUGGGGUACCCGUGCCUUGGAAGUAAUGGAUCUAAUUUUUAAAGUUGAUAGCCCAGUAUGCGUAUUUACCGAAGUAGGGGAACUUUGGAACAGUUUCAAAGUUCCACAUUUUACAUCGUUUUACCAAAAAGGUACACAUUAUGGCGGAGGGGUUAUGAUAACGAUAGGAAAACAUCUUCGGGCAACGAGAAUUGAUACUGUUAUAGAAAAUACGGUAAGUGUGGAUAUCCAUGGUCUUUCUGAACAAAUUAGAAUAAUAGGUAUAUACUGGCCACAGGGACAAAUGCGUAAUCUAAAAGAUCUAUCCCCCUUCUUAGUAAAAGGUACUAUUUUGACAAGUGAUUUUAAUGCAACUUUAGAUGAAUGGGGUAGCCAAUCUACUGAUAGGCGCGGUGACUCUCUGAAGAAAUGGAUUGAAGAGAAUGAGCUGACCUUUAUUCCCAUCAACUCUCUACAAAUAAAUUUAUACUAUUUAAAAGUGAUUGAAACCGAUUGA
Messenger RNA from Adineta ricciae, 541 nucleotides. The record is from the annotation of a GenBank genome assembly. Lineage: Eukaryota; Metazoa; Rotifera; Eurotatoria; Adinetida; Adinetidae.